GAGGCCGUGCGGGCGUCUGCUCCCCGGGUUCGUGGAAAUCGAGUCGUCACUGCCUGAAAACACGCGCUGAAAAGGCGCUUCCUGCUCAACAAUAACUUGCUACCUUUGCUGUGACUUUUACUCCGGCGAAGAUCUGAGCAUGCGCACUUAUGUAUGGGACGGGGAGGACAUCACGGAAAAUCUACUAGAAGCACCACAAACGCAGAGAUUUCGGCUCUCCGCUGCACUGAAACUGCACGACGUGGGCGGCCCUUGACCAUGCCUAGAGCGGCGUUAAGAUGCGGGACGACCGCCUGACAGGCCUGGCCCUGGUCUGAGCCGUUGCCGGGAGGGGAAAUCUAUUUCUUCAUAUGGGAGCAGCAUGCGGGAAAUGGUCGGAGGUUGCUGCGUGUGUUCCGACGAGCGAGGCUGGGCUGAGAAUCCGCUGGUGUACUGUGAUGGACACGGCUGCAGCGUCGCCGUUCACCAAGCGUGCUACGGCAUCGUGCAGGUGCCAACUGGCCCGUGGUUCUGUCGGAAGUGUGAGUCACAGGAGCGGGCGGCACGUGUGAGGUGUGAGCUGUGUCCCCACAAAGAUGGCGCCCUCAAGAGGACAGACAGCGGAGGCUGGGCCCACGUCGUGUGCGCGCUCUACAUCCCCGAGGUGCAGUUCGCCAACGUCCUCACCAUGGAGCCUAUCAUCCUGCAGUAUGUCCCACACGAGAGAUACAACAAGAUGGCUGGUCUGCUGUGUGAGGAGGAAGGACCAGAAGCUGAUAACGUGAAGUAUUGUGGCUACUGCAAGCAUCACUACAACAAAAUGCAGAAGAAGUUGCGUUCUAGUGAAAAUACAAGUAGCUCCUUCAGUCAUUCCAGGGGGCGCUCCAGCUCUCCGUCACAGGAAAAACAGCACCACCACCACAGACAGAGGAAGAGUCAUAAAGACAAGAUUCGGCAAAAGGAGCGCCACAAAAAGUCGAGCGACAACCUGAGCUCCGCCGUGACAUCCAGCGGCAUAGAAAAGAUUUCCUCAAGUCACCACAGCAGCAAGGACGGCGAGGGAAAGUCCAAGAAGCUGAGCUCGCACGGUCACAGUCAUCGGAGCAAGAAGACCGGAAGCACCGGCAAGAGCUGCUCCUCAUCGUCCUGCUCCUCCAGUCCAUUCAACACAGGUGGUUCCCUGUCGUCUGCUCAGGAGUUUCAUCAGUUCUUAUCUUCUUCCCGCCUCGAGCGCGAACAUGACCGAGGAGGUGACGACCACAGCGGAGAGGAGCGCAAGGAGCGUCACAGGAGACCGGCAGUCCAGGCGGAGGAUGAGGAGGAGGAGGAGGAUGAAAAGGAAGAGGAAAAAGACGAGGAGGAGGAAGAGGAGGAGGAGGACUGUAAAUACCACAAGCCACCAGCACUGACCCCCGCUGAGGGCCCGCUAGCGGGGUCGCAAGGUCACGACAGGCCAGAGGGCAACUCCAGCCCUUUCGAGAACAAAGUGACCAUCUCCACCUUCGGGUCCAUCAUGCGCAUCACGUCGUCGUCGGGGCUCGGCAGCAGCAGCAAGAUCCGAAAGAUCUCCUCGUCGAGCGACUACAAACCCUCCAAAUCUCUCUGCAAGCCAUCCCAGCUGAGCACACCGCCCAUCCUGGAGGAGGCCGACCCGGAGGACAAAGCCACGCUUCCGCCUCCGCUGCCUCGAGAGAGGAGGCACCGCGGCAACAAGAAGAGCCGCCACGGCCCAGGGCGCCCGCGGGGGAGCAAGAACCGAGAGAGGAGGGGGGAGGAGGAGCACCACCACCACCAUCACCACACGGCGCCGCCUCCCCUAGCCUUAACCUCGUCGCUCUACCCGAGCCCGUCCUCCAUCCCCCACCCCACCUUCUCCUCGACGCUGCCUCCCACCGCCACCUCUUCCACUUCCUCUUCUUUCUCCUCCUCCUCGUCCUCCACUGGUAGUUUUUCUACAGGCCGCGGCAACUCGCUGCUCGGCUCUGGCAUCUACUCCAGUCUCAAGGACCCUCUCACACUGGGCGGGGGUGUCUGCAGUACCCCCCUUUCCCUGGGUGGAGGGGUGUGUAGCACCUCCUUGUCCCUGGGAGGGGGCAUGUGUAGCACCCCUCUCUCCUCAGGACUCCUUCCAUCCCACUCCUCGCUGUCUCUUCCACCAGUCAAUGCUGUGUCAAACACACAGUCUUCCACGCCCAGGUCUCCGAUGAGCUGUCUUCCUCUUCUGUUCGACCAGAGGGACGGGCUGGGCACCGGAGUCAGAGCCCGUCCUGAGAACGUCCCUCCAGCCAGCUCUCACAUUGAUCUGCUGCUGGAGAAACACAGCAACGGAGAGAUGGGAGUCAACAUUAUGGAGAUGCUCCAGUCGCUGCACUCCCUGCAGCAGGAGAACCAGCGGCUCCAGGACCAGAUCCUCAGCCUGACGGCCAAGAAGGAGCGACUGCAGCUGCUCAACACGGAGCUGGCCGUGCCUUUCCCUCCACAGGUUCACUCCACCCAGGGCUCCAUGCACACGUCCGCCCAGAUCAACUUCCUGUCAUCCACCCAAGACCCCCUGAGCACCAAUAAGAGCCCCCUGUCCAAAAGCUGCUUCCUGAAUGACACCUCCUUUGUUACCUCGUCUGAGGAGCUGCACUCCGGUAGUCCGUCCCGAAGCAGCUCGUCUCUUUCCUUCCAGAGCACCCCCCCUCCUCAGCAGAGCCCCGCCUCCUUCGGGCAGCCGCUGCUGAACGGCUUGAAUCGAGGGUUGAACGACGGUUUGGGGGCGAUCGCUCAGGCCGGCGGCUCCGCGCUGCCCGUGGUGGGCGGGCUCAUGGCGUCUAUCGCAGGAAGUCCUCAGCUGGCCGUGAACGGCGUGCUCGGCAGUCUGAACGGAGUGAUCCAGUCGCCUGUGCAGAACGCUCCUCAGCCCGCGCUCCCGGCUCUGCGACCCCAACCUCCACCCCUCAACCCCCUGGCGCUGGCUCAAGGCUUUCAGCUUCCCAAGAGUGCGAGUCCGUCGUCGUUCCUGUCAGAGCAGCAGAAGCAGCUUCUUCUCGAGCAGCAGCAGCUGCAGCAGUUCCUCACCUCGCAGAACUUCACGCCUGAGCAGCAGGCCUUGGUGUGCCAGAUGUUGCAGCAGCAGCGACAGCGGGAGCUGCAGCGCCUCACGCUGACAGGAGCUCUCACCUCCACCCCCAACUCACCCAUGAUUGCCCAGUCACCCAACCUGCUGUCCUCAGCUACAGCCUCCCCCCUGCAGGGAGGCCAAGGAGGCGGGCUCUUCGGGCUGCAGGAGAACACGCUUCACAAACCCGGAGCUACCGGAGAGAAAGGUGGAGACAAGAAUGGCUGAUGUUUCUCCACAACACGCGAGCAGCUCCGAAGAAAACAUCAGGCAUGACGUGCCGCCUUGAAGAGGUCAAAUUUCCAGGACUUUCUCCUUCUCUGUCGUCUUUAUCUUAAGCCCUCUUUUAUGAAUGUACAACAGGAUGGACUUUAAUGUCAAGGUGAAGUUUUUCGUGUUUUGAAAUGCUUGAUAUCAGAGGUUCUUCUCAUAGGGGUUUUUUUGUGUGUAGGCAGCUUUCAGAGAGCAUGAAUACAGUGGUCUCUUCUUAAAUUGCACUAAUUUGUUAGCUAGACCAAUGGGGCUGCUGAUGAAGGCAGAGUUCAUGAACCGAAGGUCCGAGUCUCUCUUCUCUGACCUCCCAAGCACUGACUGUUCAUGAAUUCCCUCCAGAGUUUCCAUUCAGUCAGUCAGCGAGGAAAAAAAGCAAGAAAAAAAAAAGCGGACUUCUGCCACUUCCUGCAACCUCAACUGUCUUCCUCGAUAUUGUGUCUUCCCUUUGUGUUCACCCCACUCAAUUUCAUCCAGAUCUUCUAUAUGUGAAGCCUCUGACGGGCACUUAUUAUGUAAUGGAUAAACAUGCAAUCAUUUUUGAUGUGUGGUUCGUGGCAUUUCGACAUUAAGCUAGUUAUUACCUCAGACUUUGUAUUUUUCAUUGUUGACUUUUGUGCAGACUCAUUACCACAAUAGCCUUCACUGGAUAUAAAUGCCCACCAAAAAGAUAUCUUGGUGUUUGCUCUAAGGUAUUAACAUGUAAAUGUAAAAAUGACACAGCACCUGCGUGUCCAGAAAGCCGCCAUCGUCUGCGGGCGAGCGCCGGGUUUUGUUCCAGACACCGCCAGAGUUUCUCAAGACUUUUAUAUCCUUCUAGUUGCUGUCGAGAUUAAGCGGACGAAACCAAACAUUUGGAAAUUGUAAGUAAGAAAUUAAUAGUUUUUUCCUAAACAAGUGUGCACUUUGCAUGUUAGUAGCUAACAGAGCAAAUUAGCCAUCAACACAGUACCUUCUAAAGGAUGCUCGGUACUUCAUAGGUCGCUAGGGACUAACAGGUUUUUGAUUUUUCUGAGUAUUUUGCACUCCUGUCCUGAAGUGUCAGUCUUUUACUGUCAUACAUAGAUAUUCCUUUCAUGUCCACCAACUAGCUGUUCUUUUAGCAAUACUGGAUAGAUAAUGCCUUAAUGAUGUUAGAUUUACAGAGGAAACCACGAGCCCGAAGGCUCACUCUCUUCUCGUCUUUCUUUGAUAACGUGUUUCUUUUUAUUGCGGGUGCACGGAGGGUCACGUUGUCCAACGAAAGCUCUCUUCCUAAGCCCAUUUAUAUACUUUUGAUAGCUGACUGAUAAUUUCAACAGUGGAAAAAACGUGUGAAGCGUAUAGUGGUGACUAAAGUGUCAAAGCAUUUUCUAUUGUACGUUUUGUGUUGGAAUGUUUUUGAGUUGUUUGCGCUUCAGACACCUGAGAAACAGGACUUGUAGAGAAUCUGCACAGCAGUUUGAACCGCUCGUAA
Neolamprologus brichardi is the source of this 4808-nucleotide messenger RNA. NCBI's taxonomy places the organism in Eukaryota, Metazoa, Chordata, Actinopteri, Cichliformes, Cichlidae. The record is from RefSeq and is a predicted model, not a curated record.